This is a messenger RNA of Trifolium pratense (red clover), 3957 nucleotides long. RefSeq names its product protein SMG7-like. The transcript is spliced from 8 exons. Gene Ontology annotation, cellular component: telomerase holoenzyme complex. Gene Ontology annotation, biological process: nuclear-transcribed mRNA catabolic process, nonsense-mediated decay. The record is from RefSeq and is a predicted model, not a curated record. The coding region runs from base 262 to 3195 and encodes 977 amino acids. Gene Ontology annotation, molecular function: telomerase RNA binding; telomeric repeat DNA binding; protein binding. Lineage: Eukaryota; Viridiplantae; Streptophyta; Magnoliopsida; Fabales; Fabaceae.
GAUUCUUAUUCUGAAAAUGAAAACAUAGUCUAAACGUCGUCGUUCAACAUUCACCGCCUACAAAGAAAUUCACAAGACCCAAAAUAUUAGUAUAUCCCUUUUGUACCCUCAACGGAAUACAACAACAUUUUCUCUCUCUCUCUCUCUCUCUUUCUCUCUCUACCAAACCCUACCCUAAUCCAUCAUCACCGAAUUCUCCACCGAUCCUUCAAUCCUAUUUCACAGAUUGAGAUUAGUUAAUAAUGAAUGUUUGAUUGAUGGAUGAUGAUAGUAGAGAUGGAUAAAAUGUCUGCUCCUUCAUCGCGGGAGCGUGCACAACGCCUUUUUGACAAGAACAUUGAAUUGGAGAAGAAGCGCCAUAUAUCAGCUCAAGCACAGGUCCCGUCAGAUCCAAAUAUUUGGCCACAGUUGCGUGAGAAUUAUGAAGCAAUAAUUCUCGAGGAUCACGCUUUUUCCGAGAAGAAUGGUAUUGAGUUUGCUCUUUGGCAAUUGCAUUACAAACGGAUUGAAGAAUUAAGGAAAUAUUUCAAUGCUGCUCGUACUUCUGCAAGCUCAAAAUCAUCUCAGGGCGGGAAAGGUUCUGUACGACCUGAGCGGGUAACUAAAAUAAGGCUGCAGUUGAAGACUUUCCUUUCAGAGGCAACUGGAUUUUACCAUGAUCUUAUCAUGAAAAUCAAAUCAAAGUAUGGGCUUCCUCUUGGUUACUUUGAGGAUUCAGAGAAUCGGAUUGUGAUGGAGAAAGAUGGAAAGAAAUCUGCUGAGAUGAAGAAAAGUUUGAUAUCUUGUCAUCGUUGUUUGAUAUACUUAGGUGAUCUUGCUCGCUACAAAGGAUUGUAUGGUGAAGGUGAUUCAACAAAGCGUGAGUUCACAGCAGCUUCUAGUUACUAUUUACAAGCUGCGUCUAUUUGGCCUUCAAGUGGAAAUCCCCACCAUCAGCUGGCUUUGUUGGCUUCAUAUUCUGGCGAUGAUCUGGCAACUAUUUAUCGUUAUUUUCGGAGUCUGGCUGUGGAUAGUCCAUUUACAACUGCUAGAGAUAAUUUAAUUGUUGCAUUUGAGAAGAAUCGUCAAAGUUACUGUCAGCUUUCUGGUGAUGUUAAAGCUGUCGCAGUCAAGGAAUCUUCUGGGCAAUUAGCUGGCAGAGGAAGAGGAAAAGUAGAAGCAAAACUUGUGACAAGGGGUAAUGGCGUGGAAGCCAGUCCUAAAAACAAAGGAGCAUCCAAUAUACAAGAGACUUACAAAUCCUUCUGCACUCGAUUCAUCCGUCUAAAUGGAAUCUUGUUCACUCGUACAAGCCUUGAGACUUUCACUGAAGUUCUCUCUCUUAUUAGCACUGGCCUGCGUGAGCUUCUGUCAUCAGGUCAAGAUGAAGAGCUGAAUUUUGGCCAGGAUACUCUUGAGAAUGGUCUUGCCAUUGUCAGAAUAAUUUCCAUUAUCAUCUUCACAGUUCAUAAUGUGAAUAAGGAAUCUGAAGGUCAAACUUAUGAAGAAAUUAUACAGCGUGCUGUUCUACUUCAGAAUGCAUUCACUGCAGCUUUCGAACUGAUGAGUAUUAUAAUUGAGAGAUGCGUCCAGGUGAAGGAUCCCUCUUGUAGCUAUCUUUUACCAGGCAUUUUGGUUUUUGUUGAAUGGUUGGCAUGUUAUCCUAAUCAUGCUGCUGCCAAUGAUGUGGAUGAGAAUCAAGCAACUGUUAGAUCAAAAUUUUGGAAUCAUUGUAUUUCCUUCUGGAACAAACUACUUUCAGUUGGGUCUGUGUCUAUUGAAGAUGAUGAAGAGGAUACUUGUUUUAAUAACAUGAGUAAGUAUGAAGAAGGGGAAACUGAAAAUCGACUUGCUUUGUGGGAGGACUUUGAGUUAAGAGGAUUUGUUCCACUUCUCCCUGCACAAACAAUCUUGGAUUUUUCAAGGAAGCAUUCCCUUGGAAGUGAUGGUGAAAAAGAAAGAAAAGCCCGGGUAAAAAGGAUUUUAGCUGCAGGAAAGGCUUUAGCGAAUGUUGUUAGGGUUGAUCAGAAAAUGAUAUAUUUUGACUCAAAGGGAAAGAAAUUUAUAAUUGGUGUUGAGCCUCGUAUCUCAAAUGAUUAUGUUCUUGUCUCUGGCAUACCUGUUGUAGAUGAUUUAUUGGAAGAAAACGCAGCAGACAAGCCAAAGGUAGGUAUUGUUCAGCCAGACCAUCACCAGUAUGUGGAAGAAGAGGAUGAUGAUGAGGUUAUUGUUUUUAAACCUAUAAUAGCCGAGAAGCGAACCAAUGUGGCAGUUGUCUCAUCAGGUGCAUCCCACAAAGGCUUAGAGUCUAUCCCAAAAGCUUCUGGAGGGGAUAUAAAAUUUAAUGUCGAUCCUACUUUUAACACUGCCAAUGAUGUGAACCAUCAAAUGUUUUUGCCUGCUUCUGUCAGUUCUAUGAUGCCUCAACACUUGCAACCAGUUCAGCAACAUUCUUCAAGAUGCCCAGAGGAGGGAAUGUCUCUGGCCAACAUUUUUGAAGGUCUUGGCUUCUUGGAGAAUGGGCAUGUUGUGAAACCUAAUUUCCCACCGCAUGAAGCUGUAUCAACCUUUAACCAUGCCUCACUUACAGUUCCUAAUCAGCAAUCUGUAAGUACUGGUACUAGCUCAUUUUAUGGUAUCUCAAAAGCUGAAGACUUGAUGAUACCAUCCAAUGUUGAUACUUUUGCAUCUUCUGGAGUCAUUACGAAUAACUCUUAUGUGAAUCCAUCAUCAGUAUUGCAAACUGGUUUGAAAAAAUCUCCAGUCAGCCGUCCUUCUAGGCACCUUGGACCUCCUCCUGGCUUCAGUCAUGUUUCUCCUAAGCUAGACAUGGAAUCUACUGUUCCCGAUUCAAUUAAUGGAAAUCCCGUUAUGGAUGACUACAGUUGGUUGGAUGGAUAUCAGUUGCCUUCAUCCACCAAAGGUUUAGCCCCCAAUGGUCCUAUUACUUACACUCAAUCAAAUUCCCAGCAAGUAAAUAACAAUAUUUUGAGUGGGACAGCUUCCUUUCCCUUUCCUGGAAAACAAGUUCCAUCUGCACUGCAGGGGCCCAUACAGAAUGGUUGGCAAGAUUAUCAUACUUCCGAGCUUUUAAAAGCUCAUCAUCAACAGCAACUGCAGCCACAACAACCACUCGCAAAUGGAAAUCAACAUUUUACUCCACUGCCUGAGCAAUUUCAAGGACAGUCAAUCUGGACAGGUCGUUACUUGGUGUGAUGUCGGUUUAAGAAUAUUAAUGGUUCUUGAAGGAUUCUUACAGAUGUGCUGCCUCCCUUCUGUAUCCAUUCAAACUUGAAACUCCUACUCAGCUCCUUGUCACUGAAUGUUACUGGAGUUUUUUGGCCUAGACUUGUUGCAGGAUCUUGCUACUCCAAAAGUUUAUACAGAGAUCUAAAGACCAAAGAAAGAUAAGAAAGCAUCUUUACAGUUCGAAGUUUGUUAAGUAAAUGGCUUUUCUGGUUGGGGAUGGAUAGUAGAAGGUGAUUAAUUAAAGAUUAUCCAGUUUUGGUGGAGCUUUUAUCUUCUGGGAUUGGUGGAAAUAAUUUGGUUUGUUCGCUUAUCGGAAAUGUCAUAAUGGUGUGCACCUUUAAUGUAAGAUACUUUACCAUCAACUAGCUGCCAAAUGAUACAUAUAGUGCUAGCACUUUUUCUUCCCCAAAGCUUCAAACUAGUUGGGGAGGUUGAUAGGUUUGAAGUGGUUGUCUGAAGUUGGAUAAUGGAAUAUGCUAAUGACGUUGUGGGUCAUGCUCGAGUAAGUACAUUACUACUUGUGUUUAGGGGCUUCAACUUCAUUAAGGUCCUUUUAUUUUGUUUGCAUGAUAAGUGAUAUCAUUCACUUUUCUUUUUUAUUCUAAGUCGAGGAUUUACUUGAACUUUACAUAUAAAUAAUGCUUGUUGGAUUGUUUGCUGUGGAUGUCUUCGUCAUCCAUGUUGAUAUGAUGUAUCUAUCUAUCUAUAAUAAGAUUAAGUUGUCUCUUA